AAUGAAUGCUGGACGACCUGCCUCUGGUUCAGCGGUGGACGGAAUUAAUGCUCCGUCUUGUUUUCGCAUUGGGUCUCCCGUUGGUUGAGCGAGGAGAGGGUGGCUUUGUGGUCCUCGCUACCUCCCCUUGAAGCCAGAGUCUCCCGAAAAAGAAGUGACGCCCCAGCAGGUCUGGGGGUGGGCAUCAGACUGAGGGAAAGUCCCUCUCUCUUCCCCCUACGAUGCCUGUUUCGGCUCCGAUCAUCAGCUCUGUGCAGAAGUUGGUGCUGUACGAGACCAGAGCUCGGUAUUUUCUUGUUGGGAGCAAUCAUGCAGAAACCAAAUACCGUGUUUUGAAAAUUGAUCGCACAGAACCAAAGGAUUUAGUUGUUAUUGAUGAUAGGCAUGUAUAUACCCAGCAAGAAGUGAGAGAACUGCUUGGCCGUUUAGAUUUGGGAAACAGGACAAAAAUUGGACAGAAGGGCACCUCUGGACUUUCACGAGCAGUCUCUGCUUUUGGUAUAGUAGGUUUUGUCAGAUUUUUAGAAGGUUAUUACAUUGUACUAAUUACAAAGAGGAGAAAAAUGGCAGAUAUUGGAGGGCACGCAAUAUAUAAAAUAGAAGAUACAAAUAUGAUCUAUAUUCCAAAUGAAUCUGUACGAGUGACUCAUCCUGAUGAAACAAGAUAUCUUCGAAUUUUUCAGAAUGUGGAUCUGUCUAGUAAUUUUUAUUUCAGCUAUAGCUAUGAUCUGUCCCACUCUCUUCAGUAUAAUCUUACUGUUCUAAGAAUGCCUCUUGAGAUACUUGGGACAGAAACAGCUCGAACCCGGCAGGAGAGUUUUGAUAUUUUUGAAGAUGAGGGACUUGCUGCUCAGGGUGGAAGUGGUGUAUUUGGCAUUUGCAGUGAACCUUACAGAAAAUAUGUGUGGAAUGGCAAACUGCUGGAUGUAGUCAAAACUGCUGUUCAUCGUGACUGGAUGUUGUAUAUCAUUCAUGGAUUUUGUGGACAGUCAAAACUGCUCAUUUAUGGUCGUCCAGUGUAUGUCACCCUGAUAGCGAGAAGAUCAAGUAAAUUUGCUGGAACACGGUUUUUAAAAAGAGGAGCAAAUUGUGAGGGAGAUGUAGCUAAUGAAGUAGAAACUGAACAAAUACUCUGUGAUGCUUCAGUGAUGUCAUUCUCAGCUGGGAGCUAUUCAUCUUAUGUCCAAGUGCGAGGUUCUGUGCCUCUGUAUUGGUCUCAGGAUAUUUCAACCAUGAUGCCUAAACCUCCGAUUACAUUGGACCAGGCAGAUCCAUUCGCACGUGUUGCUGCUCUUCAUUUUGAUCAGAUGCUCCAGAGGUUUGGCUCCCCCAUCAUAAUUCUGAAUCUUGUAAAGGAGCGUGAAAAAAGGAAGCAUGAGAGGAUACUGAGUGAAGAACUCGUUAAUGCCGUGACCUACCUCAAUCAGUUUUUACCUCCUGAACAUGCUAUUGUUUAUAUUCCUUGGGACAUGGCCAAAUACACGAAGAGCAAAUUAUGUAACGUCCUUGAUAGGCUGAAUGUGAUAGCAGAAAAUGUGGUGAAGAAAACUGGAUUCUUUGUAAAUCGCCCUGAUUCCUAUAGCAGUGUCUUACGCCCAGAUGAAAAGUGGAAUGAGUUGGGAGGAUGUGUGAUCCCCACUGGCCGCUUACAGACUGGAGUUCUUCGAACCAAUUGUGUUGACUGCUUGGAUCGCACAAACACAGCCCAAUUUAUGGUUGGGAAGUGUGCUUUGGCCUAUCAGCUUUAUUCCUUAGGGUUGAUUGACAAACCCAAUCUGCAGUUUGACACCGAUGCUGUUAGAUUAUUUGAAGAGUUAUACGAGGAUCAUGGUGAUACACUUUCUCUCCAAUAUGGUGGUUCUCAACUUGUCCAUCGAGUAAAAACCUACAGAAAGAUAGCACCUUGGACCCAGCAUUCUAAAGAUAUUAUGCAAACUCUUUCAAGAUAUUACAGCAAUGCUUUUUCAGAUGCUGACAGACAAGAUUCAAUUAAUCUGUUUCUGGGAGUAUUUCAGCCUGAAGAAGGAAAACCUCAUCUAUGGGAAUUACCAACUGAUUUUUACUUGCAUCAAAAGGACACAAUUAAUUUUAUCCAGGCAAGGCGAAGCUACACUUACUGGUGGACUCCAGGUGUAUUAAAACACUUGCCACUGCCUUUUGACGAAGUAACGUGUCCUGAAAACAGAAGGAAGCUAACAGUGAAAAAAUUUCAUAAAUAUGAUGAAGAAAUUGAUAUUCAUAAUGAAUUUUUUCGACCUUAUGAACUCAGCAGUUUUGAUGACACUUUUUGUUUGGCAAUGACAAAUUCAAUAAGAGAUUUUAUGCCCAAGAAUGUUGGCAUUGAUCCCAGCCCAUUUACUGUACGUAAACCUGAUGAAACCGGAAAGUCUGUUUUGGGGAACAAAAGUAACAGAGAAGAAACAGUGCUGCAGCGUAAAACAGCUGCUAGUGCUCCUCCACCUCCUAGUGAGGAAGCUGUUUCGAGCAGCUCUGAAGAUGAUUCUGGGACCGAUAAAGAAGAUGAAGGUGCUGCAUCACAACGAUCAACACCAGUGAAGAUGACAGAUGCAGGAGAUAAUGCCAAAAUAACAGAGAAUGUAGUGCAAUCUAUAAAAGAUGCAUAUGGAAUCAAUCUUUCAGAAUCUCCCUCAGAAGAUGAUCUCAGCAUAUACACGAGGUUUGUUCAGUUGGGGCAGAGUCGACACAAACAAGACAAGGCUCAUCAACAACUUUGUUCUAAACACUUAGAUGGGGUUAUACAUUUAACACACAUCUCAGCUUUUUCCCAAGACAACAUAUAUGAAGUCCAGCCUCCUAAAGUUGACAGGAAAUCUGUUGAAAUCUUUCAGUCUCAUAUCCAGGCUGGAAAGGGCAUCAUGCAACCCCUCGGAAAAGAAGAUGUCCUCAUGUACCGAGAAUACAUUAGGAACAGAUAUAUGUGAAAAACGUCUGUAUUCAACUGUACCAAAAAUCCUCUUGAAAGAGGUCACCAUGUGUUAGCCAGUUUUUUGCUAUGUUUGAUGGCACUAUCUAAAAACCUGCAAUGCUAAGUGGGAAAUUUCUUCUGUUGAGAAUUGUGGAAGAGGGAAAAAAACCUUCGGAAGAAAAAAAGUAGAUAUUGACCAGUUUUGUCAAUUGUUUCUGCUGUUUAAGUAGGUAUGUUGCUUUUCUCAAGAUACUGAAGUAAGGAGUAAUGUUUCUUGUGCAGUAUAGCCAGUGGGAUCUGCUGGGAAUGAGAAGUAGUUUAGAAAUACAUGUUUUGUUCUCCUUGAGCUUAUCAAAAUAUUUAUUGUGUACCCACAAAUAAUAUGUAGUUCAAUCAGUGUGUCAUAAAGGAAGUGCAGGAUAUUAAAUGUAUCUAUCGAAUAUGGUUGUAGGUCACUAUUGGAAGUAAAAAUUUUAUAUUGUGAUUUUUUUUAAAGGCAGACAAUUAUCUAAUUUUUCUGAGAAUUUCAAAACAUAGUUGGGUUUUGAUCUGAGCUGCUGUUCUGUUGGCAGAAUCCCAAAAGCCUUUACAGAAACAUUACUGUGUAUUGUAAAUUAAUUUCUAGAACUUUUCUGUUAGAAUUGAAUGUCAUUAAAUUUUUAUUUGAUAAAAUGAAUAUAUAGUUAGCUAAUGGGCAACAAAGAGAAUAUACCACACACAUUUUUAUAUAUAUAUAUAUUUGGCUUAUAUAUAUUUGGCUUAUAUAUAUUUGGCUUUUACAUAUAUAUAUAUACCACACACAUUUUUAUAUAUAUAUAUAUAUUUGGCUUGUAAUUCUGGAAUGGUAAUUCCUUCUUACCUAGAAUUGCAUGUUGCACAAAAAACAGUACAGUUAUGGGACCCAGUGAUAGUGGAAUCCAGCAUUGCUUUUUGAAGAAGAAUUCACCUUUAUUCCAUUAACUACCUUGUUCACUGACAUACAGUGGAUGUGUUGCUUCUGACAAACAUAUUUUGUUUUGACAUUCAGGUGUCAAAGCUCUUAGUCAAAUUGGUCUAAUUUCCUUCUGUGAAAACUGCCUUUCGAGGAAAUUCUACUAAAUAUAGGAGUUUAUUGUCACGAGAAUGAGUUUGUCCUUAAAAAGCAAUCACUGAAGAAAUCUUGGUACAUAGAUGAGUCAGGGACAAAACAAAGUAUGUUGGGAGCAGGAGAGCCAAUCCUACUUCCCUUAUCUGCACUGCUGGAAGUGCCCUCCUGUCUAAUAUCAAAUGGCAUCCAAGCCAGUAGACCCAUGCUCAGUGACAAGUAACCAGCCAGUCAGGUCUAUCGUUUUGUGCUUAGUGGUAGGUGGCUUUCUAAUCUAGGCUUACAGCAGUUGCCCAGAAGCAAACAUCUGGCACUGCAAGUUCUAGCCAUAUGCAGUAGUUACUUUACACACAUUCCAGAUACCACUGCAUUUAUGUCUCUUUAGACCACCAUAAAGUCUAAAUUCCUUAUUCUAAAGAUUGCAAAUCUUAGCCCAUUCCAUUAUGAAGGGGUUUUUUAAGUGUGUGUUUAACAUAACUUAAUGUGUAAAAAGCUACUGUUAUUGAUCAGACAUUCUGUCUUUGUAGAGAACAAGAAAGAAUAGAGUGCUUAUAGGUUGCACACUUGUUCCAGUGGAUGCCUAUCUAAAGUCACAGUUUCUUGGUACUACCGCAUCUAGUUGCAGUAGACUUAAGACUCAAAUUCCAUUUGUAUGGGAGUGAUUAUCAAUUAAUGGAUGGGAAAAGAAACACUUGACAGUACUGUAAUACACUAAUGACCCAUUUUUGUUGUAAAUGUCGUCUGAAACUUUAAAAAGUGAAUUACGUCAUGUUAUAUGUGGUCUCUUUCUGGUAGCCAACCUUAAUGCCUUGUUUCUGUACAUGAAAUAUAUGUAAAUAUAGAUAAUUUAAUAGAUUUGCAAGUCCAGGGGGAAAAAAUAAACUGAUGGAAAAUUAUUGUGAAAA
Molecule: messenger RNA, 4915 nt
Organism: Sphaerodactylus townsendi
Lineage: Eukaryota; Metazoa; Chordata; Lepidosauria; Squamata; Sphaerodactylidae
Gene: FIG4
Product: FIG4 phosphoinositide 5-phosphatase
Exons: 23
Coding region: 222-2942 (906 amino acids)
Biological process (GO): phosphatidylinositol dephosphorylation
Cellular component (GO): intracellular membrane-bounded organelle
Molecular function (GO): phosphatidylinositol-3,5-bisphosphate 5-phosphatase activity
Source: RefSeq, a predicted model, not a curated record